Messenger RNA from Cheilinus undulatus (humphead wrasse), 1371 nucleotides. Its product is annotated as olfactomedin-4-like. The record is from RefSeq and is a predicted model, not a curated record. Lineage: Eukaryota; Metazoa; Chordata; Actinopteri; Labriformes; Labridae. Gene Ontology annotation, biological process: signal transduction. The coding region runs from base 1 to 1371 and encodes 456 amino acids. The transcript has 5 exons.
AUGUUUGGGAUUCUGCUGCUUCUCUUUUCCAUCCUGAGCCCUGCGCUGGCCUGGCUCCCGAUGGAGGACUGGGAGUCAGGGAACGUGACUUCAUCUGGUGGAGAACUGGAGUGUAAGUGCAGCGUGUUUCUGCCUGACAUCAGCUUUCCUGCUGACCGAAUGCAACAAAUGCAGCAGGUCAGCUCCGACCUGAGAGUGGAGGUGCAGAUCCAAAUGAAAAAUAUGGAGAACUAUGACGGUAAGCUAAAUGUCUACCUGAAGGAGCUGGCACAGCUGAGUUUCCGAGUGGCCAUGCUGGAGACCAGCGCUGCCAAUUACGUCAAGCUGGACUUUGAGCUGCUAAGGAUCGAGCUCAGGGAGUUUGAGGCUCUGGUGUCUCAGCUCAAAGACUCCUUCAACUCCUCCUCACCCGUGCUGGAGGAUCUGCUUACAGAGAUUCACAAUAUGACCAACCUUGUUAACCAAAUGGAGACUUUUGAUAAAAGCAACCUGGAAGUGAUCCGCAUUGAGUUUGCUAAGCUGCAGAGGAAGCUGGAGGAAUGCCUGAAGGCGCAGGACUACAUCGAGCCGGAUAUUGGCAACUGCAAUCACACAGGAAUCCUGAGUGUAAGCAAGCCCACAGUGAUCCAAAUAAAUGCCCACUUGAACUCAGGAUACCAUUAUGGCGGCUGGGGAAAAGACUCUAAGCCAGUCCGUGGCUAUGAGUCGAUGUACUGGUACGGCGCCUACAGCAGUCCCAAUGUUUAUGAGUUUUACUUGUACUCUGAUUAUGACAAACUCCUUCAGAGAUCCACCUUCACUCAUUACACGCUGCCACAAGGCUACGUAGGCACAGGGAAUAAUUACAUUGUCCAUGGUAAUACAAUCUACUAUCAGGCUGCUGCUCCUUUCAGAAUGUCCAAAUUAAACAUGACCUCCUCGGUGUUUAGUCACAUGGAGAUCUCACAGGCAAGCGAGAAAUUCACCUACACCUAUUCACCAAGCCAGUAUCUUGAUUUCUCAGCUGAUGAGAAUGGAUUGUGGGUAAUGUAUACCAAUGAUGAGGCAAGAGGUAAAAUAGUUGUUGCUAAAAUCAAUGAGAAGUCAUUUGGCAUUGAGGAUGAGUGGACCACCAGUGCAUACAAGCCUCUAGCUGGUAAUGCUUUCAUGGUUUGUGGGGUUAUGUACGCCACCAGGCCUAGUGAUCUGAAGACAGAGGAGAUCUAUUAUUCCUAUGACACCACGACAGGUGAGGAGAAAUACAUGAGCAUUCCCAUCCAGAAGUUCCAGGAGAAACUCGUCAACCUGCACUAUAACCCCACUGAUCAGAGGCUUUACAUGUACAACGAUGGCUAUUAUGUGUCCUACAACGUGAGGUUUAACAAAGAGUGA